CAAUUUUCGUUAGUUUUUUGUGUUUUUUUUUUGGUUUUUGCACAGCCGUGCAUAGGUGAUAAAUUGGGGCGUAGUCCAAGCUGGCAGCAUAGUCCGUUGCCAACGCGUCGUUGAGAUAGAAGUGUUCGCUGAAUCGAAUUGAGUGUAAAUUAAAUCCUUGAGAAAUGCAGUUGAUCAGUCUGCUGCUGCUGCUGCUUGGUGCCCUAGGAUAUUGUGUGGCUGCACCACGUGGCUACUACUACGGCAGCUAUUACCCGCAACGGCGAGCCCCUCCAUCGAUCUACAACUACAACAAUGCGCAACAACAGAGCAGCCGGUUCAGUCGGAGCCAGAGCAGUUCGAGCAGCAGGCAGGCGGACAAGGAGAAUGCCAAGUUCGCUGGUGCUGCCAAUCAGGAGCUGGACGAACUGAGCUCCGAUGUCGGCGACGACAGAUCUCUGCUGCUCAAGAAGAAGCUGAAGAGACUGUAUCGACCUUUAUAUUCCGGCUAUGGAGGACCUUGCUCUCCCUUUGGUCGAGACGCCGCCGGUGGCCGGAAAGAUGAGGUCGAGCAGGGACGGUUUCUGUUCGACGUGAAUGUGUACAAUGUGUAUGGCGGAUCUAACGGCUGUCGUGGCUACAGUGGCCUGGGUGGUUUGGGUGGUUUUGGUGGCUUGGGUGGCUUGGGUGGCCUGGGCGGCGGUUUGCUGUCGGACCCCAUUGCUCCCGUGGCGCCAAUUCGACCCCUUGCACCUUUAGCCACCUGGCUAUCGCUUUUUGCGCCCGGCAUCUUGCAAAACAGCCUGGCGGCCACUGUACCCGCCAGACCCUACGCUGAUCCACUCCCAGCACGUCCAGCACCGGCAGCUGGCGACUUGCAAAGUGAUCCAGCCGUCGAUCCCAACUACAACCCAGUUCCAGUGCGUCGUCCUGUUCCGAAUCGCGUCUACUACGAUUCUGCAGGCGCGCCACCAUUGACACCGGGAGCACUUACGGCCGGUGUCUCUACGACAAUAAAUGGAAUAAUUCAGCAGCUGACGGGUCAGGUGCAGCCGGUCUACCAGACGGGCACCUAUCGCUCCACAAAUCAACGCAGCAGCUAUGGAUAAACUCAAAAACGAGACUCGAGAAAAACAAAAACAAAUCGAUUAGUAUUUAAAUGUGAUUAUCUACAACUAGAUGGUAUCGAAUACACAUAAGACAUAAUAUUAAAAUGUAAAAUAUUAUAAACCUUUAAAAUUUA
Drosophila grimshawi is the source of this 1222-nucleotide messenger RNA. RefSeq lists its product as uncharacterized. The transcript is spliced from 2 exons. The record is from RefSeq and is a predicted model, not a curated record. NCBI's taxonomy places the organism in Eukaryota, Metazoa, Arthropoda, Insecta, Diptera, Drosophilidae. Bases 165 to 1088 code for a protein of 307 amino acids.